CUCAAAAGCAAAGAGCCCUCUAGUUGCCACAUUGCAAGGUGCCACGGACUAGCGGCUUGCGUCCCGGAAGUCCUCGUUCUGCCUCUUCUCCUGCUGCCUGCCUCAAGCACAUUUGUUGGCAGAUCGAUGCGUUCAUUCAACGGCAGUUGUUCCUUCAAUCAUUGGUCAAGGUGGGAGCGAGGAUGGCAAACAUUCAACAGCGGCCAGAGAGGCUCCCGAUAGUCAUACUGCAAGAGGCACUGACAAAUGACAAGGCAUAUAGAAAUCUACGCAUUGUGCAUCCAGUAGGUCCUCCGCCUGAUCCCGGUGCACUCCUCAUCUCUGAUCCAGCGGAAGCAAACGACGCGGAGAGGCUUCUGCAAGGGAUGGCGCCGGAUGGGGACAGGGUGCUCCACAUUGCUGCGAGGCUGGAGGAUGUGGAGCUAGUACGUGCCAUCUCCGUGACGGAGAGAUGGCUCAACGCGGUUGAUGCAACAGCGAAGAACAACAGAGAAGAGACUGCCCUACAUUGCGCGGCCGCUACGGGGAACGUCGACAUGAUCGGCGCCCUGCUCGCGCUGUUGGCCGAGCCUGAGCACGAUGACAGGACGAGGCAGCUGUUGAGAGAGCAGAAGGACAACGGGGAGACAUGUUUGCACGAGGCAGUGCGUUGUGGGAAAGAGGAUGCCGUGCGGAUAUUGGUCCAGGAGGAUGCGCGUGUCGUCCUCGGGCCCAACGACGGCCGUGCUCUGGUGAAAAUAACUGAUGAGCAGGGUGUUUCUGCUCUUUACUUGGCCACGAAACUGCGCCAGCUUGAGAUUGUUCAGCUACUCACCAAAGAACAAGAACCAGCCGGCACAUAUCCAGCAGCGUCCUACGACGGGCCUGGAAGAAAGACAGCUCUGCAUGCUGCGGUUCUCCUCGGCAAAGAUCUCAGCGAACAUCUCGCCAAGUGGAAUAAUAAGGAACUCAUAGGGAAAGAAGAUUUAUAUGGGAACACACCACUUCACCUUUUGGCAUCAACCAGUGACAAAAUUAUUGUGAAACUUCUUCUUGAUUUGGACGAGAGUGCUGGAUACCAUGCAGACUAUGAGGGAUCACUGCCCAUACAUGUUGCUGCUGCGAAUGGAAGCCUUGAAAUCGUCAAGCUCUUGUCUGAGCUUCGUCCCGGCUGCGCUUGGUCCUGCAAUAACUUUGGCCAGACUAUUCUACACAUUGCUGUCCAAGAGAGAAGAUACAGUGUGGUAAAUUAUGUUUCCUCGGAACUGAAGUUCGAACGGAUUUUCAACAUCAGGGAUACCGAUGGAAAUACGGCUCUCCAUAUGGCUGUAUUGCAAGGACAUCAACACAUCUUUUGCCAGCUCAUGCGGAGGAGGGAAGUAUGUUUGAGCUUCACAAACAAGGAGGAGCUUACACCACUUGAUCUUGCACAAUUGAGCAUCCCGCCAAAUAUUUCAUCAACGGCUGCUCCGUAUUUGAUUAUGAACAGCCUCAUAGUUGCCGGAGCUGACUGGGGCACCUACCGACGCGAUCACUGGGCUAGAAACCUGGCAAAACGCGAGGAAGGGAAGGAACCCGAAAGGAUCGGACAUGAUCACUUGGCUAGAAGCAUGGCAAAACAUGAGGAGGAGAAGGAAUCCCAAACGAUCGGCAAGUCCGCUGGCGUGCUGGGCGUCUGCGCGGUGCUCAUCUUGACCGCGGCAUUCGCGGCGCCUUUUGCGGUGGCGCCUUUCUACGAUACUAACAAGGAGAAGAGCAUGGCGAUGCGGUUUGCUUACAGGAUAUUCGCAAUGUCCGACUUCGGCGCAUUCGGAUUCGCCGCGGCAGCCAUAUCUUCCUGCACGUUUGCGGGGUUUCCCUUCCUGGACCGGACCAAACGCUUCUUGUACUUCAGCACCGGAUACCUGUUCCUGCUUUUCGCCGCCAUGUUCAUGAUCCUCGUCUUCAUGGGGGGAGUUUAUCUGGCGGUUCGCCCGGUGGUCGACAGCGCCACCCUCGCCUACGUCUAUCUGCCUGGUGUGCUAUACCCAUCCGCGUUGCUGCUGAUUCGCGCACUGGGUUCCAGACUGCUUCUCCAUAUGUGGGCGCUAACCUUGAGGCUUGGUUACCCGGGGUGGUUCUGCGCCCUGCCUUGCCUGCUCCCUCCGCCGCACCGAGGUCGUGACCAUAUAUAUCGCGCGCUUUAUGUGAGAUGCUCGUCCAGGUUCUUUUUCUUUUUCACAGUGUUCAUUCUUCUGGCGGUGCUUGCACUACUGUUGGCCAAGACGAAUAUACCAGCACGUUAGCUGGUGUGGCACACACCCGCUUAUGAUUGGUGAUCAGAGAGAUCUGUGGCGUCAUUUCAUGCUUCAUGUAACGUGCUUCAAUGAUCAUCUCCUGCUGCAUAAUGUGUCAUUUUCUUAUGCUAGCUAGUUGUUCGCUGCUUGCAAUUUGUAAGUUCGGUCGUGAGUUGUAAGCAAUAAAUUGAUACUUCUAUCUGAAGAUUAUUAACAACCAUUGGAUAUUAUU
This is a messenger RNA of Triticum aestivum (bread wheat), 2487 nucleotides long. Its product is annotated as ankyrin repeat-containing protein At2g01680-like. Gene Ontology annotation, cellular component: plasma membrane. The transcript has 4 exons. NCBI's taxonomy places the organism in Eukaryota, Viridiplantae, Streptophyta, Magnoliopsida, Poales, Poaceae. Bases 183 to 2264 code for a protein of 693 amino acids. The record is from RefSeq and is a predicted model, not a curated record. Gene Ontology annotation, molecular function: protein binding.